Messenger RNA from Agelaius phoeniceus (red-winged blackbird), 4489 nucleotides. RefSeq names its product sphingomyelin phosphodiesterase acid like 3B (gene SMPDL3B). Gene Ontology annotation, molecular function: sphingomyelin phosphodiesterase activity. Lineage: Eukaryota; Metazoa; Chordata; Aves; Passeriformes; Icteridae. Gene Ontology annotation, biological process: sphingomyelin catabolic process. The record is from RefSeq and is a predicted model, not a curated record.
AUGCUGCCCCCGGGCCGGCUCGUGGUGUUGCUCUGGCUGUGCCUGCUGGCCGUGCCUCUGCCCGGUGCGAGCGGCGGCUCCGGGCGGUUCUGGCACCUCACGGACCUGCACUGGGACCCCGGGUACGAGGCGGCGGCGGCAGCGGGCCGGCCGUGCCCCUCGGGCGGCGGUCGGGCUGAGCCCGCCGGACCCUGGGGCAGCUACGUGUGCGAUUCGCCCUGGACCCUGCUCCGCUCGGCCGCUCAGGCCAUGCGGGCCCGCCUGGCCGCGCCUGACUUCGUGCUCUGGACCGGAGAUGACACUCCCCAUGUCCCCAAUGAGCAGCUCGGAGAAGAAAAGGUUCUGCACAUAAUAGCAAAUCUGACCUCUCUGAUAAAAGAGACUUUUCCAGGUACCAAGGUCUAUGCAGCCAUGGGCAAUCAUGACUUCCACCCCAAGAAUCAGUUUCCUGGGAAGGAGCACAGGAUCUACAACCAAACAGCAGAGCUGUGGCGGCCCUGGCUGAGUGAUGCCUCCCUUCCUCUCUUCAGAGCAGGAGCUUUCUACAGUGAGAAGCUGCCUGGCCCAGGGAUGAGGGGGCGGAUGGUUGUCCUCAACACCAACCUCUACUAUGACCAGAAUGAUGAGACAGCUGCUGAGGAGGAUCCUGGGGGGCAGUUCCAGUGGCUGGAAGAAACCCUGACCAACGCCUCUAGAGCAGAUGAAAUGGUUUACAUUGUGGGCCACGUCCCCCCUGGCUUCUUUGAGAAGAAACGGGGCAAGGCCUGGUUCCGGAGGGGCUUCAACGAGCGCUACCUGGGGAUUGUGCAGAGGCACCACGGGGUGAUCGCUGCCCAGUUCUUUGGGCACCAUCACACUGACAGCUUUCGUGUGUUCUACAGCCACACAGGUGCUCCAAUCAAUGUCAUGUUCCUGGCCCCUGGAGUGACUCCCUGGAAAACAACAUUACCUGGAGUGAGCAAUGGAGCCAACAACCCUGCCAUUCGUGUGAUUGACUAUGAUCAGGACACCCUGCAGGUCUUGGAUAUGGUGACUUAUUACUUGAACCUUACUCGUGCCAACACGAUGGCCUCAGCAGAGUUCCCAGACUGGGAGGAAGAGUACAGGCUGACAAAAGCCUUCCAGGUCCCUGAUGGCUCUGCAGCCUCCAUGCAGACAGUGCUGGAGAGGAUCUCCAAGGACCCCCACUACUUGCAGCUGUACUAUGAGUUUAACUCUGCCAGGUACGACCUGGAGCUGUGCCAGCAGCAAUGCCGUGUGGAUCACCUGUGUGCCAUCAGGGAAAUCGAUUUUACAAAGUAUGAGGAGUGUGUGAAAACCAACAGCUCUGCCUCUGCUGCCAGCAGUGUUUGGCUUUUGGUUUUCUGCAUGUUCUUAGGAUUUCUCCAUCCUCAGCAACUGCUGUGAUGGCCAAGAGCAAGAGAAAAGGAGGGCACGAGAUCACAUGACACUGCAUGGGAAUUGGUGAUUUUGGCUUUGAGAACUUGCCUGGAACACAGGACAAAAUUGUCAAUGUUUACUAAAAGCCCUGUGAUGCUGAUUUGAAAUUUUCUAGAGAUGUGUGAAGAGCAAUGUUUUUGAGAGCCCUAUUGUGCCAAAGUGACUGCAGCAAGGAGUGGCUCCCUCUGCUAGGACUGCUGGGGCAGCCUCACAAAUCAGAUGAAGACCAGGCCUCCCUGUGGACAUGAACUGGCAAGGGCUGAGAGCAGGGAGCUGCCACGUGUUCCAGAGGUUGCUGCCAGCAUUCCUUAUUUUGGCACACACUUUUGCAAGUCUGCACAGCUGGUGACUGAGGAAGUCCUGCUGUGGUGGCUCUGUUCCACAGCACCUGUGGCUGGUAAGCACAGCGAGGUGGGCUGGGGUGACAGCCCAGGGCAGGCUGCAGAUCACUGACAGGGGAUGGUGCCUCAGCCUGUCAGAGGAGCAGGCUGAGCAAUGGGAGAGCAGAGCUGGGCUCUGGAGUACAACUUACAGAGAGGAUUAUGCCAGAACCAGAUAAAACUCGACUUGGACAACAACAGCAGCCACUGUUCAAAAUCCACUGCCAAGUGUCACUUGUGUACCAAAGUGCAGCACGAGGAGCAGAGCAGGUCACAAGCAAAGCAGCUGGGGCAGCUUUAGGAGCUGCAGCCUGAGGCAGGCCAAGGCCAAGGCCUGCAGGGAAAAGGGCACUUUGCCAUGGCAGGAUCCUCCCCUGAGCCACAGCACCACAGGCAGGCUCAGCUGUACCAGUGCACACUGGAACGAACACACUACACUCUCCAACCUGGCAAAAUCUGCAUUUAAUUUACAACAUAGUAAAGGUUACAGGUAAAAAGCUCAACAGAAGUGUGAAAAGGCCUAUUACAUAUUACACAAGUGUACAAAUGUCUGUACAAAGCCCCUCGAUGUUCCUGUCCCCUCGUGGCCAGCUGUGGCCCCUAAGCUCUGAAAUAAUAAGAGCUGGUUCAGAGUCUGAGAGGAGAAGAGCUUUAAAAAACGAGCAGUGAAGUUUCCCUUGUCAAGAAAAAUCUUGCAAAGAGCCACUUGCAAAAAAAAUCCCCAAAACCCCCCAACCCACCCCUCUUCCCCCCAAAAUAAAACAAAAAAAAAAAAAAAAAAAGAAAAAGAAGGAAACCUGCUCAACUUUUGUUUGUCCUGACUAGUCUUACUCUAAAGAGUUGCCUUCAGAAAGCAACUGGCUGGGAAAUGAAAAUCUUAGACUAAAGAGGAAGAUUCUGAGUUAUUGUGGGAGCACUGGGAAGCAGAACAAAUGCCCAACAGCUGAACCAUCAAUGGCAACUUAAACACAGAGCAGCACAGCUGGAUCAUGGAGCAGGUGCUGAAUGCACACAGGGAACAGUCUGAGCUGGAUGUGAUGGUGUGGGAGGGAACAGAGCAGUCUCUAAAGCCAUGGCUCUUGUGAGCUGGGCAGCUGCUCACAAGAUAGAAGCAAUCACUGCAGAGCAGAACUCACAGAUUUUGGGGCAUCUGUCUGAAAUGGGUCUGGUGCAUCCAGCAUCCCAUCUCCCUGAUCCAGCACCAUCCCAUUUCCCUGGAGCACAGCACUGAUCCAGCACCAUCCCAUUUCCCUGGAACACAGCACUGAUCCAGGACCAUCCCAUUUCCCUGGAGCACAGCACUGAUCCAUCACCAUCCCAUCUCCCUGGAGCACAGCACUGAUCCAGCACCAUCCCAUUUCCCUGAUCCAGCACCAUCCCAUUUCCCUGGAGCACAGCACUGAUCCAGCACAACCCCAUCUCCCUGGAGCACAGCACUGAUCCAGCACCAUCCCAUCUCCCUGAUCCAUCACCAUCCCAUUUCCCUGGAGCACAGCACUGAUCCAGCACCAUCCCAGCUCCCUGGAGCACAGCCCUGUCCCAACAACCUGGCACCACCUCCCCAGACAGCUGCAGUCCUGCACACAGUGAACAGCCAGGUACAUGCUCUCAUUUCAGUGCACAUUUCCUGGAUCCCCCAAACAAACAGCACAGGAAUGUGACUUGUAGCUGAACUGCAUUAGAGUGUGUACAAAAAUCCAGAAUAAAUGUAAGAAUAAUAAAGCUCUGGCCUUACCUUGCAUAAAGUACAGCCACAAGAUGUAUGAGUAUGUGAAUCAUUUUCAAAUAUAAACCCAAGGAACUAAAGGGCUUGAGCAACAACCCAAGUCCACUGAGAAUUCCUAUUCUGGCUCUCAGCAGCACUCAAUUCUCACCUGCAGUUCCCAGCAGCUAAAAUAUUAGUGUGUGGGGAACAUGCCAGUCCUCCCAGCUUCUUGUCUUGAUGAAUCUCAUAUACUCUAAACUUAAAAGUUCCAUUUGCAAAUUAAAAUGAAACUAUUUAAGUUACAGGGGCCACCAAGUCUAAAAAAACUCCACUGUGUUAACCUCACCCUGAGUUAUCCAGGGGAGUCACCAUGGCACAGUGCAGACAGUGCCUGAUCCUGUUGGAUUCCCUGUAUCCAUCCCACAGCCCCCAUUCUGCAGCACUGGAACAAAGCUAAGGAACCCAGCUGCUUCCCUGCUGAUCCAUCUCAACUCAUGGCUCAUGGGAUGAUCUAGUGUUUUAUGUGGAAAUCAAAACAAGCUGUAGCCAAACUAAAAAUAAUAAUAAUAAAAAAGACAAUAAUGCCCCACAUUGGUGGGGUUUUGAAAAUAUAAAAAAUAAAAACUGACCUACAUUCUGCAAGUUUUACAACUCCUUCCAAUGGGAUUUUGCAAGGCUUGGCCCCACAAACAUUUCCUCUUGACCAAGCUGCCCUGCUGUGAGAAUGUCCAGCAGGAGCAGUGUCAGCACAGCGAGCCCAGCACUGAAAUACAUGGACCUGCAGGGUCAUGCCAUAAGUGAUAAUGAAAUUGUGUGACUGCCCCUUGGACUUGUGGAUCCAAACUCAGCACAAAGAGCUCUGGGACUGUGUGGCUAAGAAAAGGCUUGUAGGGGUUUUGGUUCAAAAGGAGACGGGAGCUGUAUUUUCUUUUUUUUUUAUAACAGACAUAUAAAAACAUUUGAA